Molecule: messenger RNA, 1386 nt
Organism: Penicillium verrucosum
Lineage: Eukaryota; Fungi; Ascomycota; Eurotiomycetes; Eurotiales; Aspergillaceae
Exons: 2
Coding region: 1-1386 (461 amino acids)
Source: RefSeq, a predicted model, not a curated record
AUGCAGUCACUGGAAUUGCAGGAAUCGCAGUUCCACGGUCUCGCACAGACAGUACAGUCGCUCCGGCCAUCAAGCACAGUUGAAGUGACUUUUCUCGUUCAGGGUGGUUUCAACAAGAUCUACGAUGUCAGCAUAGAUGAUGAAGCAUUCAUCAUGCGAAUCUCAUUACCCGUCGAUCCAUAUUACAAAGUCACAAGUGAAGUGGUAACAAUGGAUUGGGUGCGCCAUAUCACAAGCCUCCCAAUCCCCAGAGUUAUCAUUCACCAGCCUUGUCGAGACAAUCCGAUUGGAUUUGAAUGGAUGCUUAUGACCAAAUUGCCCGGGAAGCCCUUCGGUGAAAUUUACCAGUCGCUUUCCUUCGACGUGAAGGCCUGUCUAGUUAGGGAGCUUGCUGCAAGCUCGGCUUGCCUUUUUCGAAAUCAACUAUGUGGAAUCGGAAACAUAUAUGGGAAACCAUCCGUCGGUGAAAAUCCAACAUCGAGCGAGCAAAUCCCGCGCCCUAGAGAGCCGGUCGACCCUGAAAUAUCAGUUCUGGCGAAGGGAUCCGACUCAGAUGGUAGUAGCACAUCUAUGGGAAAGAGCUCUGAAGCCCCUUUCAAUCUUCCCGACAAAAGUCCUUCUGAUGGGACUUCACCUGACGUGGGCCGGAUUGUUUCUAUGCAGUUUUUCUGGGACUCACAUAUCCACCAAGAUGUCCACCGAGGCCCAUUCCGCUCAAGUAAGGACUGGAUCACAGCCCGCCUGUUAUUCAACGAAAAUGACUGUCAUUCGGCUCUGGAUAAACAUUCAGCUGGAGACCCCCUUAAUAGCGACGAUGAAGACGAAGUGGAAGAUGCUACAAGGACGUUGCAAAUAAUUGAAAAGCUCAAAUCCCUUCUUCCCCUAGUAUUUCCAACGGAUGAUGUUGAUGAACCAGAGCCGUCAAUGAUAUUCCACCACGACCUCUCACGACACAAUAUCCUUGUUGGCGACAGCGGGGAGUUGACUGGCGUUCUAGACUGGGAGUGUGUUUCAGCAGUCCCGUUAUGGAAGGCCUGCUCCUAUCCUUCGUUUUUAGAGGGGCGACCACGACACUCAGAGCCUAUCCCUGAAAGUUACAAACCUGAAGACAACGGAGAACCAAACGAACUGUACUUCGAGCAUCUAUGGCAGCAUGAGACCACUCUCUUACGUGGUAUAUUCAUGGAUGAGAUGAGAAGACUAGACGCCGGAUGGAUGGAAGUUUUUGAUAAGAGUCAGGUCAAAAGAGACUUUGACUGUGCAGUUCAAGAAUGUGACAUGGAAUUCUCUGCCAGGAAUACCAAUGCAUGGAUCAAAGAUAUCACCGCUGGUAUAAGCAAUCCGCCCACCUUGCAUGAUAGGAUGUAUUCACUAUCCGGUCUCUAG